This is a messenger RNA of Capsicum annuum, 561 nucleotides long. RefSeq lists its product as uncharacterized. The record is from RefSeq and is a predicted model, not a curated record. NCBI's taxonomy places the organism in Eukaryota, Viridiplantae, Streptophyta, Magnoliopsida, Solanales, Solanaceae. The coding region runs from base 1 to 561 and encodes 186 amino acids. The transcript has a single exon.
AUGGUCGACCCUCACGACAUAACCCCAUCCAGUGAAUCACCACCGCACCCACCGGACCCAUGGAAACUAAACAAGUCAACCCUGUCAUUAUCAGAAAUGACCUUCAAGGCUGCACUACUGAACAAAACUGACUCCUUAAAUGGAGAUUACUUGAUGAGGUACAACGGGAAAUCACCUCUAGUGCCAACAAAAACUGGAGACACAGUGAUAUUGAGUGCAGAAGACAAGGAGAGAAUCUACGCUCCAUGGCGAUUCUUCAUCAUCGUGAAAUUAUUCAAAAAAAGACUUGUCCAUAGCUAUUUGAGGACAAAAUUGGUGGAACUUUGGAAACCAACAGAGCCAUUAACCUUGAUAGAUCUGGGCAACGACUUCUACAUUGCUAAAUUUACUAACUCGGAGAACAUGCAGAAAGCCCUCCAUGGGGGCCCGUGGUUCGUCAUAGGAAGUUUCCUCUUAGUCAGACAUUGGGAGCCAAACUUCAUCCCAGAGGAAGCUACCCAAUCACAUACGGCAAUUUGGAUCAGACUGCUCCGUCUCCCAACUGAGUUCUAUGAUAUAUAA